Messenger RNA from Armigeres subalbatus, 3245 nucleotides. It is a transcript of the gene Jupiter, whose product is annotated as microtubule-associated protein Jupiter. The record is from RefSeq and is a predicted model, not a curated record. The transcript is spliced from 8 exons. The coding region runs from base 368 to 1213 and encodes 281 amino acids. Lineage: Eukaryota; Metazoa; Arthropoda; Insecta; Diptera; Culicidae. Gene Ontology annotation, cellular component: nucleus.
GCUGCUUUUCGGGCUCCCCCGUAUAAAAUGCCCCCGGCACCUAAGUCAUGGUUUAGUUCGUUUUCCAGCUUCAUACCGUGUAGUUUGGUGGUACGAGAAAAUUGUUUGUGGUCCGGGUGUAUCGAUUCAGCUGGGGUGGUCGCUCUAUUUUGUGAUCAGAAUUUCCCGAGUGUGGUGGAACAGUGAGAAAAAUCAAUAGCCAAAGAAACAAAAGUGCAAAAUCAUAUUAGAAGAAAGCAGUGCCGAACGCCAACAAGUGUAGCAUUUAUAACAAUUUGAGUUAUCCAAUUUUUUUUCUGACCGGAUCCGAUAUCUCGGUCUCGGUUUACCCACAACCUAAAGCGCAUCAAUCUCACAAAGGAAAAAAAUGGCCACAUACGCCGCAUUCAAGCACGUUGAGCUGUUCAAUGUUGGAAACGCCAAAAAGAGAGUCCUGAAGCCUCCAGGCGGUGGAAGCAGUGAUCUGUUCGGUACCGACGCCCAACCCCAAACACCACGCAGUAUGAACAAGAACCGAAUGCAGUCGAACAUCUUCGCUGCCCCGGAAGCGCAGAAGGCAGGAAAUGUAUUUCGGCAAGGCGUUCACAGAUACUAUUUUCUUGGAGAAACGCCACGCCGGGGUGCAUCCGGUCAAGAUUCGCACAACCGUCUGUUCGGUGAAGCCGAUCGUCCCUACACACCAGCGAAGAAUCACAUGAAGAGCAAUCUGCCCAUCGGUAGCGACGCCACAGAUUCCGGCAAAGCCAACGGUCACAGCAACGGCAAGGCAACGAAUGGACAUCAUCUAAACGGAAACGGAACUGCCCCAGCAACCAAUGGCCACAGCAGCAGCAACGGAAGCAGCCACAUCAAUGGACACAGCAACGGCACUAUUUCCACAUCGUCAGCGCCAUCACAGAACGGAUCAUCCCACAUCUUCCUGAGGAGAUUAACGUCGCCCAAGUCAUCGUCGUCGUCCACGGUGUCAACGCCCCGCUCGCCCCGAUUUGCCCACCGGAAUCCGGUCACCGGCAAUGGCGUCGAGGACUACGCCGACAAGCCACGCAAGCCAAGCUCCAGGCGGGGAGAAAACGGCAAUCCGGUGACCGGUGAGGGAUACAAAUCAGGUGGUGCAGCGGAAAUCAACACGACUGUCCCAUCGUUGAACGGAGCUGGCCAUGUCAUCAAUAAGAAUCGCAUUCCACCGGGAGGUUUCUCGUCCGGUCUGUGGUAAUCAUCUGCUGCAGUAGCAACCAUUCGGACCGCAGUGUGGGUUCCUUUUAACGGGUCCCCACUGCCAUUUUUGUAUUUCAUUUCAAGACACACACGUAACAACCGUAAAUUGGAUUAUUGAUACGCAGAAGCGCAGCGAGUUAGCCAGACCCAAACGACAAAUAGAAAAGACGAUCCCGUUCCAAAAAAUACACAGUCUGCCAUCAACCGUUGCCGCCCGAUUGCAACCCGGCUAUAGUUUUCCGUCAAAGGAUGGUUUAUCAAUUUAGAUAACCGGAUAUAAUUCCAGAGUUAAUUUUCAAUGCAAAUUAUCAAAAGAUAAACUGAUAGUGAUAGAACACCAUCAUGUUAGGCUGAUAUCUGAUAAUAUUAAAAAAGAAAAAAACGAAUAACGAAUCCAAUUACUCUUUUCUGUGUAGAAUAGUGGAAUGUUUAUUUUCCAAAUUGUGAGAAAUACACUUCAUAAAUCUCUUUAGAUUCCUGUUCGAAUUUUUUCGGGAGAUUGCCGACCAAAUUUAAAAUGGGAUAAUUACGAAAAGCGAACUGAAACGAUCAGAAUUGUUGAGGAAAUCAAUAGCAGCAGUGGCUAUUCAGCGACUGUUUGAAACACCACAUGUAGUUAUAUUAACAAAGAGUUUCACGACGUCUCUGAAAGAGGAUAAACAUUCACUCAAACACAUGCGCGCUGUUAUCGCCAGGAUUACAAUUCAUUUAUUUUGAGAUUUGAGAGCAAUUGAAAUACUUAUCAAAAUUACACAACAGUUGCGGUAAUUGCUGCUGAGGGAAAAGAUGAACAAGAUAUGACAACUUAUAUUCACAUACACGUACAUAAAUAUUUAGAGUGCAUCUGUUUAAAAUAUUACUCAACCAAACUGUGCAUAAACCGAAAAUAAAGACAAUUGCAAAAACGUCAGUUUUCCAGCGAAUGUAUUUCCGGAGAAGGUACGCUAGCGUAUCAUUCUCCCAAUUCAAACCCCACAAAAUAUCUAUGUGGUAGUAAUUAUAGAAAAGUUGAAAUGUAUAAUCUUAACAUAUUUAAAAAAAUCUUUAAAACAAGACGAAAAUUUCUGCCCGAUUUAAGUACGGUUUCUGUGUCCAUUUCCUACUUUUUGCAGUUCUAGUUUUUUGCUUCUUCUCUGAUCGAUAGAUUUGAUUUUGAUUAAAUUAAUCAAAUGAAUAUUUCAUGUCAAUGAUCAAAUACAUCCGCUUUUGUACUCUUUUAUUUACCUGCAUUUUAUAGACGACGUUUUUUAGAUAUGUACCUAUCACUCAUAUUUGUAAUCACAUAACUAUAUGCUAGAUAUCGGCGAUGAGCCAAUUGUUUUCUUCUUUAAAACUGUCUUCUACCUUUCGGUAUAAUUUCUUCUUUUCCUAUUUAUUAAACCUAUACUUAUUUGAUGAUUUUUAUAAAAUUAUAUCACAUUAAUUAAAAAAACUGUUACAGCGAUCAUAAUUCAAACGGUAAUCCAGUAGCGAUUCAAAAUUAUAAUGUGAACGAAUGUGGCCUCAAUUAGAAUACCUUUGCUAUAUAGGAGAAAAGAUUAAAACGAAAAUAUAAAAAUAGAAAUAGGGAAAGAAGAAAGACCUUAUAGAAAGCCUAUAUUUGUAGUGUGGGAGAGUCAAAAUUAUUAUGAUAGUUGAAACGAUUUGAUUGUAGUUAAACAACUCCGGUGGAAAAUGAAAGUGCGCUGAGAGCGAACGAGUAAAACAUUACAUUUAAACAGACACAUACACAUACAUACAUUAUUUUCCUACAUACCAACUCAGAGGAAAAAAGUAAAGGCAAGUGAAGAACUAGAGAAAAGCGAUGUCGAUACAUUCUUCUAUAUACCUAUUUGCAUAACACGAGACAUAUUACACUUUUGAUGGAUGCAGCAAUCCGAUGAGUAAUGAAAAAAAUCGAAAAGCAAAUACUACAUAUUACAUAGAACAGUGAAAAUAAAAACUAUAUGACAAACGCAUAUGGAUUAUAAUUGUACUUGAUUAAUUCACUCUUAUUUUCAUUUGUAAUAAUAAAUUUUAAUUUAAUAAAA